GAUUUUCAUGUGAAGGGUAUUUGUUUCGAUUUACCUGAGGAAGAAUUUUCAAAAUUUCAGAAUGUUCCGGAUGAGUGUCUCGCCUUUACCAUGGACAAUGCGACCAAGCAAGUUCCCAUCCGCUAAUCCCUACUUUAUUUUCUUUGACCACUUUCGGAUUAAUCUUCAAAAGCGGGACAUUUGCCAUCUGAAACCGAUUUCCUUGGCCAAAAUAGCCGGCAGAAAAUGGCGAGAAAUGACAACCGCCCAAAAAUCAGUUUUUGUGCAGAUAGCCGAAAUAAAUCGAGCCAGGCUUAGGGCCCGUGGUCGCCCCAGUGUUCCAGUUGUGGGACUUGGAAAGUUUUUCAACGUUUAACUUAAAAUGACACAGAAGCAUUAGCAAUUCCCGCCACUAGUUCAAAUUUUCACGAGCCACUACCAACACUUCUAUAUCAUCGCACAGCUGCUAAUUCGACGUUCACCACACUGGCAAUAGUUGUGGUCUGUAAAAAAGAGCAAUUUUACGAAAGUACAGCAUGAGUUCGGGCUUUGUGACUGAAGCUGAGGCGACCGAGCAAAGGCAGAGACGUCAGGAGGAAUGGGAGCGUGUACGCCAGCCGGAGGAUCCACUAGAACGACCUGAGGAACCCUACGAUGGGCGCUCACUUUAUGAACGCCUCAAACAAAAUAAGGACAAGAAGGACAUGGAGUUCGAGGAAGCCCACAAGCUGAAAAACCUCAUCCGUGGUCUGGACGAUGAUGAGGUGCAGUUUCUGGAAUUGGUCGAUGCCCAUAAAAUACACGCGGAGCGCCAGCAAAUGCGCGACGAGGAGCUAGAACUAAAGGAUUUUCGCAAUCGUGUGGAAAAGCUGCAGGAGGAGAGUGUAGACAAGAAACUGCAAGCUGAACUAAAAACCACAGCGAAGUCCGCGGGAGCUUCGGUCGGGCGUAGCACUCAGAAGACGCUGCUCGGCCAGGGCAUCAAGAGAAAAAACGGCGAACUGCCCACCACCAGUAAAGUAGCCAAAAUCACUGAGAAUGAGGUCGAACAGACAGCGACAAAUGAAGCAACCAAGGACCCUGCUGAUAAGACAACGAACACCACAUUAAUUACAAACAAAUACAACCAGGGGGCCCUAAAGUGCAUCGCUAUACUUCCGGGCAUCGGCUCCUACACGGAGUCUAGUGACUCGGAGGCCAGCACCGAUGAGGAGGAACCCAGUAUGUGCAGCCGAACCGACUUAUGUGGCCGCAAAAUUCCCAAGAAGAAGCAGUGCUCAGAGUAGGAUCAACUUUUUAUUUGGAUUCUUAAAGUGUAGUUUUUCCUUGCAAGAAAAUAUAGCCUAGAGUGUAAACGU
Molecule: messenger RNA, 1337 nt
Organism: Drosophila melanogaster (fruit fly)
Lineage: Eukaryota; Metazoa; Arthropoda; Insecta; Diptera; Drosophilidae
Exons: 4
Coding region: 516-1265 (249 amino acids)
Cellular component (GO): nucleus
Source: RefSeq, marked reviewed